Exophiala oligosperma is the source of this 773-nucleotide messenger RNA. RefSeq lists its product as uncharacterized. The coding region runs from base 267 to 668 and encodes 133 amino acids. The transcript has a single exon. The record is from RefSeq and is a predicted model, not a curated record. NCBI's taxonomy places the organism in Eukaryota, Fungi, Ascomycota, Eurotiomycetes, Chaetothyriales, Herpotrichiellaceae.
CCCACCACCAAUCACGACGGCGAUUGAUGAUUUCGCCCGUGGUGGUGGUACAAGUCGAUUUAUCAUGCUCUCCCCGUUGUUGAAGACGGUCGCUUACACUCGCGUAGCAUGGCCGAAGCAUCGUUGCAAAUCAACAGGUGGCUGCCCUGAUUGAGAACACUGGGGGGUUGCCAUACGAGAGUCACGCCAAUGAAGAUGGAAGGUUUCUGUUUUUGUUUUUUUUGUUUUUUGGUCAUUGCCUUAGCACAAUGUGAAAACUAUCAUACAUGAAGAAAAGGGAAAAAAACAAAACAAAAAACAGAGAAGCCCACCAACCCCAGCAAGAAAAGAAGAAGAAAAAGCCGAAAAGCAAGAACACAGCAACCACCCCCAAGCACACACAACCAGCCCCGGAAAACACACACAACGCCCAGCAAACACACAACACACCCCCUCCCACCUGGAGCCUCCGGGCCAACCGAGAAAAAACACCCAACUACCGUUUCCCAGGAUGCCCAACAAGGACACCAACGAGGAGAAGGACGAGGAAACAACGACGGCGCCCCACAGAGGAAGAAGAGGAUCCAUCUCACUUUUUCUCCUCCUUCUUCUUCUUCUGCUCCUCCUCUUCUUCCUCUGCGGCACGCCGGCGUUGUUGCCUCGUCCUCUCCGCGGUGGUGUCCUUGUAGACAUCCCGGAGGUAGUUGGGGUCGGUGGUCCGGAGCCCCAGGUCCAUCCUCCGGCGGGCGUUGACCUGUUUACGGUCAACGCCCGUAUAGGUGGUGUCGAGCCCC